AUGGCCGAACCAGCGGCACACCGGCCGCCGGCUAUGGAGGCCGAUCCCGGCGCGUCGGCUGGCCAUUCGGUCGGAAACUUGGCUGCCGGUGUCGCCCAGAUAUGGGCUUCCUCGUCGGCCGGCGCGUGCGUGGUCCCGUAUUUGAAUCUCCAAAGCUGUAACUUCACUGGCUUGAUUCCAGCAUCGCUGGGGAACCUCAUGGAACUAAGGCAUUUGGACCUUUCAUCAAAUAGUUUCAAUGGUCAGCUUCCUUCUUCUCUUUCUAAGCUUCACAAAUUAACCCACCUAAUGCUCGAAGGUAAUCAACUUAGUGGACAUGUUCCUAACAUAUUUGGUAACCUUAGAUCUUUAACUGUUUUGUCUCUAGGUUGGAACAAGUUCGAAGGCCGAUUGCCUCAGUCAAUUUUUAAUCUAACUUGGCUUAAUCUCUUGCAUUUUCCAUACAAUCAACUUGUAGGUGACAUUUCUAGUCAAGUAGUUUCUCUUCCAAAUUUGAUGAAACUUGAUUUAUCAUCUAACUCACUGAAUGGAACAGUACCAUGUUUUGCCAAUAUGUCAUCUUUAAGAGUUUUGUCUCUUGGAAAUAAUAAGCUACAUGGCCAAAUUCCUAGCUCAAUCUUUGAACCUAACAUUGAUUCCAACUAUUCCUUGCCCAUGCUUACUGCAGUGUAUUUGUCUUCUAACAACGUUACUGAAUUCCCGCACUUCUUCAGAGCCUUAGGAAAUUUACAACAUUUGGAGAUUUUCAGCUGUCAAAUGCAAGGGAAUGUUCCCAAAUGGCUGUCCAAUAUGGGGAAUUUGCAAUAUUUGGAUCUUUCAGGUAACAAGUUGACAUCUUUAAAGCAAAUUCCAUGGAAUAACUUGUUCUAUCUUGACCUCCAAUCCAACAUGCUACAAGGACCAAUUGAACUUCCUCCACCUUUUAGUAGCAUUGCCUUUUUGAAAAUCUCAGGUAAUAAACUGACAGGUGAGAUCCCACUUUCAGUUUGCAAUCUGAGUUACCUUCAAGUCCUUGAUAUAUCCAAUAACAGCAUGGAAGGCAAAAUUCCUCAAUGUUUGGGAAACUUGACUAAUAAAGCUCUUUCAGUGUUAAACCUGAAUAUGAAUAGAUUUCACGGCACCAUCCCCUCAACCUUGCAAAAAGAAGUAGGUUGA
Messenger RNA from Ziziphus jujuba (common jujube), 1155 nucleotides. Its product is annotated as receptor-like protein 7. Gene Ontology annotation, molecular function: protein binding. Bases 1 to 1155 code for a protein of 384 amino acids. The record is from RefSeq and is a predicted model, not a curated record. NCBI's taxonomy places the organism in Eukaryota, Viridiplantae, Streptophyta, Magnoliopsida, Rosales, Rhamnaceae. The transcript has 3 exons.